CCUAGAUUCCCACAGACAAAUUUGUACUUCCGGUUUUCCAGAAAUUUCUUCUUGCUUUUUUAUUUUUCUUAUAUAGCAAGGGAUAGAAGGUUCGAGGCAAAAUAUACGACCAUCCGAAUACAGUUAAACUAAACAUCAUAAAAUGGCCAAAUGGGGAGAAGGUGACCCUAGAUGGAUUGUUGAGGAAAGGGCUGAUGCUACUAAUGUGAACAAUUGGCACUGGACCGAGAAAAACGCAACACAAUGGUCAAAAAAGAUGAAGGCUGUUGUGAAAUCACCGAAGUUAGCAAAAUAGAUGGCGAAGCCUCAGCAAAUAAUAGGAAAGCAAAACUCAUAUUUUUCUAUGAAUGGGAAAUAAAAGCAGAAUGGUCAGGCAAACUCACAGAUGGAAAGAGCAAAUUCAAAGGCACCAUGGAGAUCCCGAAUCUCAGUGAUGAGAAUGAUCCUGAAGACCUUGAUAUUCAAAUAACUACCAAAAGCAAAAAUGAUGAUGCAUAUAAACUAAAAGAAAUCCUCAGGGUGAAUGGCACGGAAAAAAUACAACAGCAACUUGGCCAGUAUAUCAAAAAGUUAAAAGAAGAAUACAGUCAGGGUAUGAUUCUUCCCACUGCAAAAGAUGGUGAAGUUGUUAAACCAGUAAACAAAACUACAAAUAAAAAUACAGUUUCACAAAAGGCUUCCACUUCAAGUAUAUUAUCAAAAGUGGAUGUUGGGCAGUUGGACAUUGGUGUAAAAAUAAGAACUAAAACGUUAAAAUUGAAAGAAGAAUUCAAAUGUCAGGCUGUUGAUCUAUACAGGGCUCUUACAGAAAGAGAGAGGGUCCAGGCUUUCACUAGAGGACCUGUUGAGAACCAGGCAGAACCUGGGGCGAACUUUACUUACUUCGGGGGAAAUGUAGCAGGACAAUUUAUCAAUGUGGAACCCUAUAAAACAAUACAACAAAAGUGGAGAUUUAAACAUUGGCCCACGGGCCAUUAUUCAGAAGUGACUCUCAGUUUGGAGGAAAAGGCUGACUGUACUCAAUUAAAUCUUGAACAAACGGGUAUCCCAGAACAAGACUAUGAAAAAACCCAAGAGGGCUGGAUGAAAUAUUAUUGGCUUCCAAUCAAGCAAACAUUUGGUUAUGGUGCUAGUUUAUUUUAACAAGUGGACUCAUAGGAUCAAUUAUUAUAAACUUGUAAAUUAUUUCAUCUUGACAAAUAUGUUGAGAAAAUGUGCAUGUGACUGUCUUGAACAAUAAACUUGAAAAAUUGUAAUUUAAGCUGAAUGUUC
This is a messenger RNA of Owenia fusiformis, 1272 nucleotides long. The record is from the annotation of a GenBank genome assembly. NCBI's taxonomy places the organism in Eukaryota, Metazoa, Annelida, Polychaeta, Sabellida, Oweniidae.